UUUUUUUGCACGCCGGCGGUCCGCAGAGGUCUGCUGGCCCUGCGUGUGGCCACGACGGGCACAAACAGGACGAGACACAGCCCGCGCACGGGCCCGGGCUGUCGCCCCCGUCACGACACGCACGAUGGGGUGCUGCGCGGGUGUGUGGCGCCGGGGCGAAAUGUCCUCCGGAGAGCCGCUCGCGCGGCCGGGCCGGCUCGCCGUGCAGAGCGCAGCAGCAUGAUUCGGUAUCGUAUUAUUCCGCCGCUCCGUGGUCCGCGGGAACCAAACGCAGGCAGCGAGCUGGUGCUCGGACACCGUGGGAAAAGGGCGCUCUUCUAGGCGAUCAGCUCCGGGGCACGGCGGCUCUCUAAAAACAGAAGGGAAGUGCAGAUCGACAGGUACAUCAAAAUGCGCAUCCCACUGUGAUGAAAAUGAGGAUUGGGCUGCAACUCGGCAACAGCUGCACGCAGAUACAGGCUCCGCCCGUCGCCGCAGGCGGCCACGUUGGGCUGCUACUCGAAGAGGAGCAGGAGGAGGAGGAGGAGGAGGAGGAGGAGGAGUGGCCAGGCUCGAGGAGCGGGGAUGAGAGCGACGGUGGAGGGCUGCUCCUGUCUAGCGUGCUGGGCUGGCGCAGGGGAGCCAGAGGUCCAUGGACGUCCCACGGAGGACUUCCGAAGGUCUCCAGCGGCCCCCAAAAAGGAUUACGAUAUGUCCACAGACAUCAGACAUUGGCCUACGGCACUGCAGAAAGCUCCAACACACCAUUGGCAUGGCUGGCCAGGGCCCGGCCAGGCAUGGUUACCCCACAUUUACUAAUUGAGAGAAGGGGGUCGCAACCCUGACAAAAUGCUUACGGAGGAUGUGGGAAAUAGCACUGGCUUUCUUACCUUGCGUCAGCAAUGUUCAUGUGAGGUCUCAGGCUCAAGUCUGCCCGUUGCCAAUCACAUUACUGCACCGACAACUCCAAUACUAUGGCAAACAAGCCAGAGCGCCUCCAGACCGGCCGACACCCAGAAACAGUGGAAGACCGCAACUUCAAUGGACCAUAUAAUUACACUCUCGUGCGAUGAAUGUUGCAGGAGACGACCCCGCCAGACUCGAAGAUUGAUUGACAGGCCCCGCCAAAAAUUGGAACACAGCAGUCAAAGAGUACUGCGACAUUGUGAGAGCUACGCGUUGGCUCGUUGGCCUCCCCGCCUGCUGUUUCAAUUGAAC
Messenger RNA from Prorocentrum cordatum, 1197 nucleotides. The record is from the annotation of a GenBank genome assembly. NCBI's taxonomy places the organism in Eukaryota, Dinophyceae, Prorocentrales, Prorocentraceae.